AUGUAUUCAUUACGGAGAGUGCCCUACACCAUCUAUCUUCCUGGAGCGCAGGAUUUGGAGGAUAUUCUGAGUCCAGAGCUCCGCUUCCAGGGAUACGAUCCUCUCUACCGCUUCAUGGGAUCUGAGAUCGAUGGGUAUGGAUUCAAAAGACCAGAUGACUUUGAUUAUGAGACGUAUGAGGAAUUUAUGAAGCAGUAUCUAUCUGUUUUAGCCCGGAGAGCAAAGAAAUGGGAAAUCGUGAUUAAAGGAAGUCAGAAAGUUAAUAAGUCAAGAAAAAUGAAGCGAUACAUCCGCAAGGGUAUCCCAUCGGAACACAGAGGGACGGUGUGGAUGAUGGUGAGUGGUGCGCUUAAACUCAAGAAGAAAAACCCGGGUUUAUAUCAACAUCUUCUAGAUGCUCCUAAAGACCCAGAUAUUGUAGAAGUUAUCAAUAUAGAUCUUCAUCGAACAUUCCCAGAUAACAUUCACUUCAGCAACGAUGCCCAGUACAGCAAACGAACAGCCUUGUCUAACGUCCUUGUAGCGUUCGCCCACCAUCGGCCCGAGGUCGGUUACUGCCAGGGUCUGAACUUCAUCGUCGCCCUCAUGCUGCUUGUCUUACAAGACGAAGAGAAUUGUUUCUUUUUACUGCUUCAGUUAACAACCAACAUAUUGCCAGAUUACUAUGUACCUCACAUGAGUGGCUUAAAGACAGACCAGGAAGUGCUGGGUGAGCUGAUCAAAGAGAAAUGUCCUGACGUAGCCAGGCAUAUGGAGAAAGAACAGGUCCCGUGGUCAAUACCAACUACCAAAUGGUUCAUCUGUCUCUUCUUAGAUGUACUUCCUGUGGAGACGGUACUAAGAAUAUGGGACUGUCUAUUCUACGAAGGUUCCAAGAUCCUUUUCAGAGUCUGCCUUUCACUUAUCAAAAGAAACGAAACAGAGAUCAUCAGAGCCACCAACAUUUCAGCGCUCGUCGAUGUCUUCAAGAAGGUCACAACAGCAUCUGCAAAUAUCGACUGCCAUACAUUCUUAGAGGGAGUAUUCCAGAGCUCACAGCCACUGAAGAGAGGGACUAUAGAGAAGCUUCGCUACCUCUGCAGACAAAGAGUUGAACAAGGGCCAUAGGUCAAAGGUCAAAAUGAUAUCAAGGACAUCCUGCCAGUAUAACUACCAAAGGUCAAAGUGAUUGUAAGGGAGAAGGAGACGUUUGUUUUUUGUGAUUGAUGCUUAUCAGUGAUUGUGCUUGUCAAGAUGACGAUGAUGACCCAACUGAUUAGGUGACCUACAUGUGAUCAGGUGACCUACAGUUGCUCAAAAUCUGUGCCAUGUCAAUGGGAUGAUGAGGACCUUAUCUUGUGUCAAAGGUCAAAUUGAAAAGAAGAUGAGGUGAUCAUUGACAAUGAUGAUGGCCCAAGUGAUCAUGUGGCUUACAGGAGCUGUAAGUCUGUGCUGUGUCAGUAGGAUGAUGAGGAGGUUAAAGGUCAUCUUGUGUCAAAGGUCAUAUGGAAAAAAAAGGGAUGAUGAUGAUUAUGAUGCUCAUCCAAGUGAUCAGGUGACCUACAGUUGCUCAAAGCCUGUGUCAUUUCGAUGGGAUGGUGAGGAAGUUCAAGGUCAUCUUGUGUUCAAGAUCAAAUUGAAAAGACGAAGAUGAUGAUCAUGGCCCAAGUGAUCAGGUGGCCUUCAGGAUAUCAGGUGACCUGCAGGUGAUCAGGUGACCUUCAGGAGCUCAAAGUCUGCCAUGUCAAUGAGAUAGUGAGGAAGUUGAACAUCAUCCUUGGGUCAGAGGUCAAAUUGAAAUAAUUGAUGUCUCGUGAAACGACCGGUGGGACAAAUAGGAUGUGUCAUUAUUUCACCUACUUCCUUCAGGAAAGUUUAAGACCUCUCGGAAUUGUCCAUGGCAGUUACAGCCUUUCUUCUGAUGAAAAGGUCAAAUGGGUAGGUCAGAAGGUCAAAUGGAUAUGCUGUUUGUGGAGAACUACGAAUCUGCAUAAAUGAAAUUUCAGACAAUUUUUAAAGUCAUUACAACCUGGCAUCAUGUCAGCUCAUGUCUAAUUAAGAUCAAUAAUAUGCUAAUGUGACCCGUCUUACAAAGAGUUGCGAUUGAUCCAAUCAAUCCUAACUCUAUGGAAAUCCAUCAGUGUCACAAUUUUUCUAUAGGAAAUUUGAACAAUGUCCGUUAUAAACAAAGAGAAGCACAGUGAAUUUUCAAGACAAAAAAUGAAUGCAUGAGUAUGCAUCAUAGUUACAAAAUAUUUUGAACAAACAUGCAUAAUAGUUGCUGACGUUGCUGGCCGUCCAUAGUUGUGAUUGAUCGGAUCAAUCGCAACUCUUCGAUAGACGGGGCCCAGCUGAUAUAAAGGUCAAAUAUGCUGUAUGUCAGUCUUGUAUGUGACAUUGCAGAAUGGAAUCGUUCCUUGUGACUUCACAUACAAAGUCAAAGGUCGUCUUUUUUUUGUGUGACCUCUGAAUCAAGUACAAAAAAAAAUAUCAGAGUCCAGGGUCCCUUCUUACAAAGACUUGUGAUUGAUCUGAUCAACCUCAACUACAGUACAUGGAAAUCCAACAAUGUCAUAAUAAUUUUCCUCCAGGAAAUUUGCACAGUGUACUUUUUUGUAAACAAAGAAAAGGACAAUGAAUUGUCAAGGCAACGAAUAUACAACAUUCCUAGAAGAUUUUUUAAAAGACAUGCAUUUUAGAUGAUGGUGUUGCUGGCUUUUCAUAGCCGUGGUUGAUUGGAUCAAAUGCAUCUGUUUGUGAGACAUGGCCCAGAUCAGCACAUGCCAAAGUGAACUACAUCUUUAAUAGACCCUAUUUACACAUGCGCUGGUUUAAUCAAAUCGGCCUCACGCUGACAUCAAGCUGCCUCAAAAAAAUUAAAAAGUGUGUUUACACAUGGCAGAAAGGUCGGCUUGACGCCGCCUUGACAAACCCCCAUUUACACAUACGGUUCGGUGGCCAGCGGCAGGGCCACUUGAAAGCGCGCGAUACCGAAGUAAUACAAUUGAGCUAGAUUGAUGACGUAUCCCAACUACUGCGCAAGCCACUGAUCACGUGACUCCCGAAAGCCGACCUCAGUCCGCUUUGUGUUAACACAUACGAGAAGGCGCCUUCACGCCGCCUUGAAGGCGACCUCAAACCGAAAUCGAGGUGGCGCCAGUCCACUUGCGUGUUGCCACAUACGUUCGAGACGGCAUGAGGCCGGCCUCGUGCCGCCUUCACUCGUAUGUGUAAAAGGGGUCUAUGUUACAAUUUUAAGUCAUGGACCUUAGCUUGUCCAAAAUUGAUUGAGAAUUUGAAUUUACAUUAUUUUGAUUAGUUAAGGUCACAUUUUACCCUCUUUAAUGCCUAAAAUAUGAUGAAUAUUUUGUCGCUGUAGAUAUUAAAGAGACAACAUUUGUUUUGUUUAAGGUCAUACUCUAACCUUGAUACUUGUCUCAAUUAAUAUUUUUUUUAAAAUCACUAUUCAACAAAAUGUAUAGUAAAAAACAACAAAGUAUCAUAUUUACAUCUACUUUAUGUUGCAUCACGUUUGCAGGUAAAUCAUUAUUAUUAUACUCAUUUCUUAAUCAGUUUACAUUUUGAGAAAACUUUUGAGAAAACCACUAGCUCAGGUAGCAGUAUUGGACACAUCUCAAUAAUUCAGUGAUGUUGCAUUAUAUUUAUCAGGAAUUUCAUGAUCAAACACAGAACAAUUGGUCACACUGUAAGGUCACUUUUUAUCCCGUUAUGUGAAAAUCAUUUUUCAUAUCCCUAAUAUCAUGCCUCAAAUUUACUCUCUUUUGUCUUCAUAUCAUUACCUAAUUACUCCGGCAAGAAGGAAAAAUAGUAGGCAACAAGAAUUUUUCCUUUAAUAGGGCAAUGAUUUAUAAGUUUUUGAAGCUAUUUGUUCCUUCCUGUUUAAUAUUGUCAUAUCACACUACUGAUAUCAUAAAAUAUGUAUAAAAGAUAUUUUCCCCUGAAGUACAUUGAUAUCAACCCAACUAUAAUAUAUUCACAUAUCAAAUUCGGGUUUGAUUUAAAGUAGCAGUUGAACCAACUUAGGUUCAGUAUGUUAGACAAUACAUUCAUAACUCUGGGAAUACUAAAAAAAAAAUCUUUUCAAUAAAGCACAGGGAUGGGGCACAGUAAACAUGGGAAACAUACGAUAUAAACAACUUUAUGACAUUCUUGGCUUCCCAUAAUAGUAGCACAGAACUUGAACAUGGCCUAUUUGAAUCUGGACUUUAGUUCAGAAGAUUUGAAGUAAAGUAUUGUCUGAAUAUAAUCAUACUGCAGUGAUUUUCUGCAUACAAUGAAGCAUGGGGCAUUUGUUCUGAUUAUUUUGAUCACUCUUACUAUGAUACAUGUGUAAAUAUCUUAAAUGAAACCAAAACCUGUCUGGUGCAGACUUCCUUUUGUAAUUUAUUUUAGAUGACAAUCAUGUAUUGAAUCGAAGCAGACUACCUCUUAAUGUAUCAAAACUCAAGAAUGCUGAGAAAAGGAGUAUUCUUCUGUGAUUUCAUAAACGAGUGCCAGUAUUUGUCUCUUUUUCUUUUUCUUUCUCUUUCUCUCCCCCCCCCCCAUUCUCACCCCAGG
Molecule: messenger RNA, 4557 nt
Organism: Lytechinus pictus (painted urchin)
Lineage: Eukaryota; Metazoa; Echinodermata; Echinoidea; Temnopleuroida; Toxopneustidae
Product: growth hormone-regulated TBC protein 1-A-like
Exons: 7
Coding region: 1-1107 (368 amino acids)
Source: RefSeq, a predicted model, not a curated record